This is a messenger RNA of Triticum turgidum subsp. durum (durum wheat), 1479 nucleotides long. Lineage: Eukaryota; Viridiplantae; Streptophyta; Magnoliopsida; Poales; Poaceae. The record is from the annotation of a GenBank genome assembly.
AUGCCGCACCCGUCGUCGUCGUCUUCCUCGGCCAGUGUGGACGCGGCCGCCAAGGGCGUCAAGCUGGAGCGGUACGCCAGCGGCGGCGGCGCGCUGCUGAUGCGGCGCGCGGGGAGCUCCAAGAUCGUGGCGGCCUCCUCGCACCUCCUCUUCCGCGCCACCGUCCUCGCCACGCUCGCGCUCGUCUGCCUCUUCGCCGUGCACUACCCUUCCCUCCUGUCCCGCUCCUUCCGGCUCUCCGCCGCCGCCGCUGCUUCCUCCUCUUCUUCCCCGCCGCGGCAGACGUCGCGGCACCGGAACCUGCUCGGGUCGUCGUCGGCGUACGCGGGCGCCGCGUGGGAGCGGGAGGUGCGGCGAAGCGCCACGCCGCGGCGGGACGGGGGGAUGUCGGUGCUGGUCACGGGCGCCGCGGGGUUCGUUGGCGCGCACUGCGCGCUGGCGCUCAGGGCGCGCGGCGACGGCGUGCUCGGCCUCGACAACUUCAACGCGUACUACGAGCCGGACCUGAAACGCGCGCGGCAGCGGCUGCUCGCGUCGCGCGGGGUGGUGGUGCUCGGCGCCGACAUCAACGACGCGGCCCUGCUCGAGCGGCUCUUCGCCGCCGUGCCCUUCACGCACGUGCUGCACCUCGCCGCGCAGGCCGGCGUGCGGUACGCGAUGCGGGCGCCGCAGACGUACGUGGCCUCCAACGUCGCUGGCCUCGUCAGCGUCUUCGAGGCCGCCGCCCGGCACGCCGACCCGCAGCCGGCGAUCGUGUGGGCGUCGUCGUCGUCGGUGUACGGGCUCAAUACCGACGCGCCAUUCUCCGAGGACCACCGCACGGACCGACCGGCGUCGCUGUACGCGGCCACCAAGAAGGCCGGCGAGGCCAUCGCGCAGGCGUACAACCACAUCUACGGUCUCUCGAUCACCGGCCUCCGGUUCUUCACGGUGUACGGUCCGUGGGGUCGCCCCGACAUGGCCUACUUCUCCUUCGCUCGCAGCAUCGUCGCCGGCGAGCCCAUCACGCUCUUCCGCGCCGCCGACGGCACAGACGUCCGCCGCGACUUCACCUACAUCGACGACGUCGUUAAGGGGUGCCUCGGCGCGCUCGACACGGCCGGCAAGAGCACGGGCUCCAAGUCCGGCAAGAAGCGCGGGCCAGCGCCCCUCCGCGUCUACAACCUCGGCAACACCUCGCCGGUGCCCGUCACCCGCAUGGUGGCCAUCCUCGAGAAGCUCCUCGGCAAGAAAGCGAACAAGCGCGUCGUCACCAUGCCUAGCAACGGCGACGUGCCGUUCACGCACGCCAAUGUCAGCCACGCCGCGCGCGACUUCGGGUACCACCCCACCACCUCCCUCGACGCCGGCCUGCGGAAAUUCGUCGAAUGGUUCCUCCAGUACUACAAGAUCGACCCCGCGAAGCUCGCCAAGGGCAGCAGAGUCGGUACCAAGACUACCAAGAAGAAAUCCAUGGGCGCCAUAUCCGCGGCAUCGUGA